Zymoseptoria tritici IPO323 is the source of this 834-nucleotide messenger RNA. RefSeq lists its product as uncharacterized. Gene Ontology annotation, molecular function: oxidoreductase activity. The transcript is spliced from 2 exons. The record is from RefSeq and is a predicted model, not a curated record. Lineage: Eukaryota; Fungi; Ascomycota; Dothideomycetes; Mycosphaerellales; Mycosphaerellaceae. The annotation marks the transcript as partial.
CACGACGUGGAAACAAUUCUCAACUUCCACAAAGACAACGAAGAUGGCUCGCCACCCGCGCCGACGUACGUCGGUCGACCAGAGACAUAUGAACGACCUGUCGACGCCCACAAAGUCACGAUCCACGAUGUAACCGGAGAUGAAGACAAGUACACGCUCGACAGCCAUGGCUUCCAAUUGGUGCCGAGCGUGAGCGGGGAGAAGGACUUCUUGGACGACGAUGUGAUUAAGGAAACGUACUACAAGGAGAUUGAUCAGUUGCUGAAAGAUGUCACCGGCGCAACCCGCACCUUCAUCUUCGACCACACCAUUCGACGCCCCACCCCGGCCACCGCCUCCGACCCAGCCCAGGAGGACCAAACCUCACCGAAACUCAACCUCCGCGGUCCCGUCCGCCGCGUUCACAUCGACCAAUCUUACUCCGCCGCCCUGUCCCGCGUCCCUCACCAUCUCCCAUCCGAAGCCGACCAUCUCCUCCGCGGCCGCGUUCAAAUCAUCAACGUCUGGCGACCAAUCCGCACAGUCCUCCGGGAUCCAUUAGCCGUCGCCCAAUCCCAGAGCGUCGCGGAAGAGGAUCUCGUGCCAAUCGGCCUAAUCUACGAUACCCGCAAGGGCGAAACUCUCAGUGUCAAGCAUGCUGAGGGACAGAAGUGGUUCUAUAAGCACCAUCAGACUCCUGAGGAGGUGGUGUUGAUCAAGUGUUUUGAUAAUCGGGCGGAAGAUGGAGUGAGAGCGAAGAGGGUGCCGCAUUCGGCGUUUGAGGUUGAGGGGACGGAGGCCAAGGAGGAGAGGGAGAGUAUUGAGGUGAGGUGUUUGGUUUUCCAUGAGAAUGAU